Balaenoptera musculus (blue whale) is the source of this 4091-nucleotide messenger RNA. It is a transcript of the gene SNAI1, whose product is annotated as snail family transcriptional repressor 1. Gene Ontology annotation, molecular function: RNA polymerase II cis-regulatory region sequence-specific DNA binding; DNA-binding transcription factor activity, RNA polymerase II-specific. Gene Ontology annotation, biological process: regulation of DNA-templated transcription. The record is from RefSeq and is a predicted model, not a curated record. The transcript has 3 exons. The coding region runs from base 2452 to 3246 and encodes 264 amino acids. NCBI's taxonomy places the organism in Eukaryota, Metazoa, Chordata, Mammalia, Artiodactyla, Balaenopteridae.
UUUGUUUUGCUAUUAGGAACAACGGUGCAAUGAAUAUUCUCUUGUUUCUUCUGGGAUUAGGGCUGGCAGCAGUUUUCAACCUUGGCCGCUCACUAGAAUCACCUGAGGAGUUUUUUUAAAUGCUAAUACCAGAGGGUCCCACCCAGACUAAUCAAAUCAGGAUGGCUCUGGGGGUGGGGCCCAGGCUAGGGUGUUCCCUGAGGGAAUCUAAUCUGCGGCCAGGGCUGAGAACCUCUGGGAUGCAGUUGGCCUGGAAGUAGAAUUGCUAGGAGGAGAGUCACCUGUUAUUAGCUGAUGCCAAACUUUUCCAAAGUGGCUUGUACCUAUGACACUCUCGCCAGCAUGGAACGAAAGUCCUGCUGUCCUCACACCCUCAACACUUGCUAGUGACCAAAUUUUAACUUUUUAUCUUUCUGAUGGUGUGAAAUGGUAUCUCACUGUGGUUUUAAUUUGCAUUUCUCUCAUUACUAAUGAGGCUGAGCAGUUGGUGAAGUUAAUGCUGAAACAAAGACAGAAAAGGAGCCAACAUGGUGAAGAUCUGGGGAGAGAGAUUUAGGGGGCAGGGAAGAUGAACGGCAGGUGCCAAGGUCCUGUGGUAGGCAAGGGCUGGGAUGCGGAGGAACAGAAAGAAGGGUGGUAUCAUUGUGCAGGGGGAAGGAGGAGGGUGGCUCAAGACAAGAUCAGCAGAGGUCAGAUCAGCAGGGUGGAGGGCCGUGGUGAAGACUUUGGUUUUUACUCUGGGUGAGAUAGGAACAUGGGAGGUUUUGAGCAGAGAGACACAGCCUUACUCCUCCCUCUGGAUGCAUGUGGAAAAUCGUGAUUGAAAGUAAACAGAUGUAGAAGAGGCUAUAUUCUUCGUAAUGACUGUGCAUGGCCUGCCUCCCCUACCUUACCCUCCCCUCACCAGUUAGAACAUGGUAAGGAUUGUCUUGUUCACAGCUGUUAUCCCCAGCACCUGAUGACCAAAACAGACAGUUGUCCCUACCCUCAUUCUAGGUGGUGAGUGGAGGGACUUACAGGUUUUCAUCGUCCUUGCUUCACAGGUGGAAACCCGUGGGCAAGACCUGUGGAUUUAUUUCUGUGCCACAACCCCACUCCAGGCAGGGCAUGGCCCUCAAAGUUGGUGGGCUCACAGGAGAGCUGAGGAUGAAGUGUCCCUCCCCUGGGCCCACCCCACAAUGAAUCAGUCAGUGCCCCCCUUGGAGCCCAGCAUUAGGUCCUUUAGGCACAGUAUUGAUGUCCCCAGACGAGUGAGGAGACCACCUCAGCCCCACCCUUCCCCACUUCUUUCUCCCACCUGCCCAGAGUACUCUUUCUCAACCAUUCUAAACAGGUCCCUCCUCAGCUGAAAAUUCUUCCUUGGCUCCCCAGUGCCCUUGGGGCAAAGUCCAAACUCCUCCAGGCCCUGGAGUGCCCGGCAGAUCUGACCCAUCAGCCCUGCCCACCCCCCCACCCCCAGCCCUGAGAAGCUGCUCUCAGUGGCUCUGAAAUAGUACUGAUUCUAACCUCAGGCCUUUCCCCUGGGUAUUUCUUCACUUCCUCUGGUAAGUGGCACCCCCCCCCCCGACCCCCUGUCAAGUGACCCGCCUCUUGACUGUCACAGUGCCCGUGGGUUCUCCCCUCAUCAAGCACACUUCCCUUUGCAUUGGAAUGUCUGUUUACUUCGUCUGUCUCCUCCGCCGGACGGGAGCUACCCUUCAGCAGAGACCCCGAGUGUUUUUGUUCAGGGCUGUACCCCCAGCUCCGGUAACAGUGCCUGGCAUGUUAGUGGGCACUCAGUAAACACUGAGGGAACGAAUGCAUUUUUCCUAGAUGAUGCCCGUUUGCUUUGCAAAAAAGGGCUGUGUGCACGGCACAGUCAGCAACCACGUGCAGAAGUCCACUGCUCUUCUCCGUCCCCUGAACUGUGUAUUGUCCCUUGUCAAUCCCACGCUCUUUGCGAGUCACCUUACGGGCGAAGGCACGCCCUUCCCAAACCCGAGGCGGUGGCAGUAUCGGAACGUCAGGUGUCCAGACCCGCGGCGCGCGGCGCCAGGGGGCGCCAGAGGCGGGCGACCGUGCCGCGUCGGGCUGGCUGGAGCUCGGGUCCCGAAGGGGGUCCCGCCUAGUCCGGGGUUCCCGGCGCCCCGCCCCCGGCAGCCCGCAGCCGGGCGAUGAGUGCAGCCCCUAGGCCCAGCGCCCGACCGGCCCCUCCCGGCUCCCAGCGCCACGCGGCGCGAGCCCCGCCAGACCCCGGCGCACCUGCUUGGGGCGUGGCCUCCAGCGAAGGCGCGCCUCGAUUGGCGCGGAGGUGACAAAGGGGCGCGGCCGUAGGAGGCCCCGCCCACCCGCGGCUGGCGUACUUAAGGGAGUUGGCGGCCAGUAUCCACGCAUAGCGUAGCUGUACGGCCUCGCGGGUGGAGGGUCUUGGGAUCCCAGCACGACCCGGCUACCCUCGGUGCUUCGGCCACCAUGCCGCGCUCUUUCCUCGUCAGGAAGUCCGCCUGCUCCCGCCGGAGACCCAAUUACAGCGAGCUCCACGACUCUUCUCCAGAGUUCACUUUUCAGCAGCCCUACGACCAGGCCCACCUGCUGGCAGCCAUCCCGCCGCCUGAGGUCCUCAAUCCCACGGCCUCACUGCCUACGCUCAUCUGGGACUCUCUCCUGGCACCCCAAGCCCAGCCGAUUGGCUGGGCCUCUCUUCUGCCCCAGGAGAUCCCCAAGGCCGUCGAGCUGACCUCCCUGUCUGACGAGGACAGCGGGAAAGGCUCCCAGCCCCCCAGCCCACCCUCACCGGCUCCUUCGUCCUUCUCUUCCACCUCAGCCUCCUCCCUGGAGGCCGAGGGUUAUGCUGCCUUCCCAGGCUUGGGCCAGUUGCCCAAGCAGCUGGCUGGGCUCUCCGUGGCCAAGGACCCCCAGUCUCGCAAGGCCUUCAACUGCAAAUACUGCAACAAGGAGUACAUCAGUCUGGGUGCCCUUAAGAUGCACAUCAGAAGCCACACGCUGCCUUGCGUCUGUAGCACCUGCGGGAAGGCCUUCUCCAGGCCCUGGCUGCUGCAGGGCCACGUCCGGACCCACACUGGCGAAAAGCCCUUCUCCUGCCCCCACUGCAGCCGCGCCUUCGCUGACCGCUCCAACCUGCGGGCCCAUCUCCAGACCCACUCGGAUGUCAAAAAGUACCAGUGCAAGACGUGCUCCAGAACCUUCUCCCGAAUGUCCCUGCUCCACAAGCACCAAGAGUCAGGCUGCUCAGGGGGGCCCCGCUGACUCUCAAGGCUCCUUGCGCCUCUCCGGGCCCUCCCCGCACCAUGCAGUGGCCUCCCCCAGCUCCAGAAGGAAGGACCCGGCAUCCUUCUCGCUGCCGCAGAGUUCCCUCCUGAGCUCCGCCUUCUGGCUGCGUUGGCCCCCCAGGACUCUGAGGACCAUUUCCCAGUCCUCUGCUCUGAGCGCCUCACCGGGCUCUGAGGGGGGCCUUUCUGUGGACGGCUGAUGGGAGAGUGGCUUGCAGCAGAGACCCCCUCCUGGCAGCCGCUGCUCCAGAGUGUUCUGGAGUUGGCCUUUCUGCGUGGGUUUGUGUAUCCAGAGCUGUUUGGAUACAGCUGCUUUGAGCUCCAGGACAAAAGCCAGCAGACUGAUGAGAAGCUCCCACCCCACUCAGGGGACCCCAGCCUCCCCUACAGGAACCCUCAAGCCACCCCCUCCAGAAGGUGCAACUAACUAUGCAAACAUCCACCCCCAGGUGCACUCGCGGGGGUGGUCCCUGACACAAGGACAGCGUCUAGACCCCAGGAUGCCCUAGGGCCUGGGCAGCUAUUUCAGCCUCCUGUUUGUCAUGGUGGCACCUGUUUCACGGGCAAUUUAACAACGUCUCCAAAGGGACUGUGAAUAAUUGCCUUCACUUGUCCGGGGCCCAAGUGGGGUGCUUCGGCUCCACUGAUGUGUCUCCCGGAACUAUUUUCGGGGGCCCGACAGGUGGGCCCGGGAGGAAGAUGUUUACAUUUUUAAAGGUACACUGGUAUUUAUAUUGCAAGCGACAUUUUGUACUAAGGAAACGUUUUGUAUAGUUAUAUGUUCGGUUUAUUGAUAUUCAAUAAAGUGGUUAAUUUAUAUAU